Messenger RNA from Cyphellophora attinorum, 1068 nucleotides. RefSeq lists its product as uncharacterized. The transcript has 2 exons. The record is from RefSeq and is a predicted model, not a curated record. NCBI's taxonomy places the organism in Eukaryota, Fungi, Ascomycota, Eurotiomycetes, Chaetothyriales, Cyphellophoraceae. Bases 1 to 1068 code for a protein of 355 amino acids.
AUGGUCGAGCUUAUACACCCUCCCGACCCUCAAGGCCUCCUCCCACCUAUACUAGCCUGCCUGCCACGGCCUUUGCUGUCGCCUAUACUACGACAGCGGUUGCAGCUCAACCUUGACCCUCACGAGAGCUGGCUUAGGUUGCUUUGCUGGGAUCCCAACCAAGCGGAAACCUUGAAAGAGCAGGUCGAGAAUGCGACCUUCGAACCGCAUCCUGUUUCGGGCGAGAUUGAGAUUGGGGACGUUGAGGCGGUGACAUAUAAGAGGUUGGACGAGGAGACGCUGCGGGCGCAAUUGCAGCUAUCGGAGUGGCCUUUCACGCCGGUUUUCUUGUGGUGUACGGGUGGGGAAGGCGGGAGCGCAUGGAAGCUUGCGGAGAUUCUGCCUUCGGCGGAGACGGAUGAGUCGUGGUCGAAGACGAUACAGCAUGCUAAUGAGACGUCGUCGGCGAGGAUAGUCGACGAGGCGCUCCGAGCGGCAGAUGGGCACCAGGGUCCUUCGGCGACCAACCUGUCGGCGCCUAAGAACGACGAGGAUGACUACUGGGCAAUGUACGAUGAGACGCCAGGACGGACACCUAUGCGGAAAGCAUCUGUGCAGCCGGGUGCGGGUGGAUCGUCGGAAGAUGAUUACUAUGCUCGCUACAACGACGUGCAGCCAGCCAUGGACAAUCACGACCUGGACGAAGAAAUGCAGGAUGGCAUGGAAACGACCCUGAACGGGCAUGCGCUCGAGACCAUUCCGAGCAUGCCUACGGAACGAAGCACUAGUCCGCCGCCAUAUCAAGACCAGGAUGUCAAGGGAGACGACAACAGCGACGAAAAGAACGUAGAAAUGCAACAACCAAUUCCUACCUCACCAUCAUCACGAGGCGGGUCAGACACGAUUGCUCGAUUGGAAGAUUCAGCAGAGAGGUUUAAUGCUUCUGAGGUCGGAAUACGGCAGCAUAUCAGCACAUCGAUGAAAAGCAUGUACCGGCUGGCUAAGAGCGCGGGGAUUGACCGCGAGGAAUUUGACAGGAUUGUCAAUCGCGAGUUGGAGGCGCUGAGCAUUUUUGACCAGGACGAUUGA